UGUGAGCGGACUGUGGAUCAGCGAUCGGUGGGAAAAAGUGGGUCACAGGGAGGUGCGGUCGCAGAGGACGGGAGCGGCGGCGGGAUGUCUUCUACAACCAAAUAUGGUGAUGAAUUCAGCACCAGUACACUGGAUUAUUCCGACUUCCCUUCUCUCUGUGAUAAGAGUGAGGUGCAGAAGAUCAUUAGCAUGCUGCAGCUUUGCAUUUACUCAGUGGUGUUUAUUCUGGGCUUGUUGGGAAAUGGUCUGGUGCUGGCAACGUACAUUCGUCACAAACACCGAAUGGCAAUGAGUGACGUAUACCUGCUGAAUCUGGCCAUUGCCGAUCUCCUGUUCCUCUUCAACCUCCCCUUCCUGGCUGCCAGCUCACAAGUCGGAUGGAUCUUCGGCGGCUUCCUGUGUGUGCUCGUGCAGAUGUUGUACAAAGUGAACCUGUACAGCGGUUUCCUGCUGUUGAUGUGUGUCAGCGUUGACCGGUACUUUGCCAUUGUGUGUGCUACUACCACUCACAGGCUGCGAUCCAGACACCUGCAGUAUAGUCGCCACAUCUGCCUUCUGGUCUGGCUCUCCUCUCUGCUCCUCAGCCUCCCUGAAGUCAUCUACACAAAGGUGGAACACCACUCCACCAGCAUGUGCUUGGUCAUUUUCCCAGAGAGCCUGAGCAGUUGGAUGCGUGUGGCCACUCCAAUGGUACAGAUGUUGCUGGGCUUCCUCCUCCCCUUGCUGGUCAUGACCUUUUGCUACUCCAUUAUCAUCAAGACCCUGUUGCAGGCCCGAAACUUUGAGAAGCACAAGGCCAUCAGGGUGAUUCUGGUGGUGGUGCUGAUCUUUGUCAUAUUCCAGGCCCCCUACAACAUCUUCCUCCUGCUGACCACAGUGAAGACCCUGGGCAGUGGGGGCAUGGUCUGUGAGGAGAGCAAACGCAGGGAUGUGGUCCUGCAGGUCACCAGCUGCCUGGCCUAUACCCGCUGCUGCCUCAACCCCAUUCUCUACGCGUUUGUUGGGGUGAAGUUCAGAAACAACCUGCUGAAGCUGAUACGAUGUCUGGGCUGCCCUUUGCAGAGAUUGGACAUGGUGGCAGUGAGGAGACCCAGCCGAGUCUUCACACUGAUCACUGACACCAGCAGCACUGUCACAGUGUAGAUCUCCCCCUCCCCAUCAUAGCAGCUGAGCAUUCAGUGAGGUUGGAGUCUGGGGUCAGAGAGGCUCAGGGUCAAGGUCAGGGAUCAGGCAUCAUGACAUUGGGGAAGGUGGUGCUCUCCGGUAGGCGUGGACUUUUGGGGUCACAGUUUAAAGGGGCAGCAGUGAGUUCAACAACUGCAAAACAUCACGCCUGUUUUGGUUAGAUAGUAGAGCUAGUGAAGCAAUAAAUGUAUUGUUUUCACUUUCAUUAAACAUUUUUUGUAUUAAUUAAAAUGACAUCCAAAAGGGCAGCCCAACACACAACCAUAGCAGGCCACAAAUCUCUGAAAAUCUGUCCAUUCAGAUGCUACAUACUUGUUAUAUCACUUGUGUGUACUGGGUAGUUCAGAGGCUGUUAGUUAUUAGCGAGCAGGAGCACAGAACAUAAUCAGGAACAGGAACCCAUUCUGCCCUUGAGACUGCCCCACAAUUCAAGAAGAUCAUGACUGAUCCUCUACCACAAGAACCAUGUUCCUGUCCUGAGCCCACGUCUCUGAUUCCUCCGAUAUCCAGAAAUCCAAGUUUUAAAUGAAAUCAGUGACUGAUCCCCCACAUCUCAGUCCUAAAUCAGUCACCCUUUAUUCUGAGACUCUGACCCUGAGUCGAAACUCUCAGCCAAGGGAAAUAUUCUCCCAGCAUCAA
Messenger RNA from Pristis pectinata (smalltooth sawfish), 1824 nucleotides. RefSeq names its product C-C chemokine receptor type 7-like. Gene Ontology annotation, molecular function: C-C chemokine receptor activity. Gene Ontology annotation, cellular component: membrane. Bases 85 to 1143 code for a protein of 352 amino acids. The record is from RefSeq and is a predicted model, not a curated record. NCBI's taxonomy places the organism in Eukaryota, Metazoa, Chordata, Chondrichthyes, Rhinopristiformes, Pristidae. Gene Ontology annotation, biological process: chemotaxis; immune response; G protein-coupled receptor signaling pathway. The transcript is spliced from 2 exons.